This is a messenger RNA of Triticum aestivum (bread wheat), 2755 nucleotides long. RefSeq lists its product as uncharacterized. The coding region runs from base 482 to 2329 and encodes 615 amino acids. Gene Ontology annotation, molecular function: protein binding. The transcript has 4 exons. NCBI's taxonomy places the organism in Eukaryota, Viridiplantae, Streptophyta, Magnoliopsida, Poales, Poaceae. The record is from RefSeq and is a predicted model, not a curated record. Gene Ontology annotation, cellular component: cytoplasm.
AGCGUCUAUUUUGUACUCCCUCUGUAAACUAAUAUAAGAGCCUUUAGAUCACUAUUCUAGUAUUCUAAAUGCUCUUAUAUUAGUUUACGAAGGGAGUAGUUUGUUUGUUUGUUUGUUUGUUUCCUCUGUUUGUUUCUGCUGUUGCGUGAAUCAAUUUCUUUUGUCCUGCUGCUGCAGCGGUUUGACUCCAAUCAAUCAGUCACACUCUUCCAAAACUGCUGAUUGAUUUAUUGAUUGAUGAUGCAGUGCUGCUGCUAGCUGCCAAGACGACUCCUCCGGCUCUUCCCGGCGUCCCAGGUCACUCUGGCCUUCCUCGUGGCGCCCCCGCUCCGUCGCGCGCUGAAUAAUGGGGCCUGGGGGCACAGGAGCACGCCAUCUCCGCGCCGUCGCUGCUGCCGCGGAGAGCCUCUCCCAUAGACAACGGCUAAGCACAUGAUCGCAAACACGCUCUGUUUUGGGAGCUGAUCGGGAUUCAGCGGCCAUGGCCAAGAUGAGCUGCUUCUCCAUCCUGCUCACCGGCCGGAGGCAGAAACGAGUGGUUGGUGAUGCCGACAAGGGUGGUGGAACUGAGAGCGAUCGCGCCACGGUGAAGCCGGUGGCGGUGGAGUGUACUGACGCGCCGCCGGCGGUUGCCGCUGCCAUGGUGGAGAAAUGCGGCGACAAGAUCGUCGCCGAUGUGGUCAUCGUGGUGGCGCACAAGGGCGCCAGUGAGGUGUCGCCAGCAAGAUCGGACAGUCUGUCUGACGACAUUGAUUUCGAGUUCCACCCGCAGCACAAGUCCGUCGGCUUCGACGUCCAGGGACCGGAGAAGCAUGCCACUGGCACCGUGCCGGACGCGCGUCCGGUGGCCGCGAGCGCCGGGGAGGAGGCCGCGACGGCGGUGGUGGAGGAGGCUGCGGCAGCGGAGGUGGAGGUGGACCCGUCGGCGAAGCUCAAGCGCUCGUGCUCCAACAUGGAGACGAAGCGGCCUGGCCCGAGGGACUCCCCGGGCACGCGGGUGCGGUCGCGCUCCUACGGCGACCUGCCGGGCGACCUCCUCGUGGUCACCACCCCGCGGCGCGCGCACGAGGCGAGCCCCAAUGCGUCGGUGAAGACGUCGCGCACCGCCGACGGCGUUAUGCUCAAGCGGCGGUCGUCUAGCCAGGUGUUGCCGUCGCGGAGCCGGAAGCUGUGGUGGCGGCUCUUCCUCUGGAGCCACCGCAACUUGCACCGGCCCUGGUCGGCGCGCCCAAGCGACGCUGGCACUCCCCGCGGCGGGUACACGUCGGACACGCUCGAGGAGCCGGCCGACCGCAAGAAGAAGAAGGCGAUGGUGGACGAGUCGCCGGCGCAGCCGCCAUCGCAGAACCAGUGGGUCGCCUUCUGCGCCGACCACUCCCUGAGCGACCGCGUCAGCGACUGGGUGAGCAGCAUCGACAACAGCGGGUGCCUCCGCAUCGCCGAGGAGGAGGACGACGGUGGCGACCAGAGCAUGGACCUCACCGACGACCGCGUGGCGCGUCCGCGUCCCAUGGAGGCCGGGGAGACGUCGGGUAAGGGGGGCCACGGCAAGCUGGCCAAGCCGUGCGCGGCGGCGGACGACGUGGCCCAGGCCAACAGCAUCGUCCAGUCCCUCAACGGCUUCUCCUCCGUGGCGCACAUCUCCGGGAUGGGCCUCAAGGUCGUGCCCAUGAUCGCGCCCUUCUCCAACCUCCGCGCCGUCAACCUCUCCGGCAACUUCAUCGUUCAUAUCUCCCCCGGAUCGCUGCCGAAGGGCCUGCACACGCUGGAUCUGUCGCGGAACAAGAUCGCCAACGUCGAGGGGCUCCGGGAGCUGACUAAGCUGCGCGUGCUGAACCUCAGCUACAACCGGAUCUCGCGCAUCGGCCACGGGCUGUCGAACUGCACGGCGAUGAGGGAGCUGUACCUGGCGGGGAACAAGAUCGGCGACGUGGAGGGGCUGCACCGGCUGCUGAGGCUGGCGGCGCUGGACCUGGGCUUCAACAGGCUCACCACGGCCAAGGCGCUGGGCCAGCUGGUGGCCAACUACCACUCCCUCCUGGCGCUCAACCUGGUGGGCAACCCCGUGCAGGCCAACGUCGGCGACGACGCGCUGCGCAAGGCCGUCACCGACCUCCUCCCGCAGCUGGCCUACCUCAACAAGCAGCCCCUCAAGCCGCGGGAGGCGGCCACUGACAGCGUCGCGCGCGCGGCGCUCGGCACGGGAGGGCGCAGGAGGGGGGCGCCGCGGCGCCUGAGCCAGAGCCCCGGGUCGUCGUCGUCGUCGUCGUCCAGGAGCAGGUCCAAAGGCAGGCAGCACCACGGCUCGAGCAUGACGGCAAGGAAGUGAACGAUGAUCAACUCUUCUUUUUACUCCUAGAAGAAGAAGGAAGGAAGGCCUCGGCCCCGACGGCAGAGGACACUGCCACAUUGGUAUCCAUCGGUCCUCGCCGGCCGCUUCACGGAGCGUCGCCGCCGUCCUGCUGAUCACUCUGGGAGUUGUGUGGACUCGUAGAUGGUUGGAAAUCAUGCGUUUGGGAGCAUCCAAGGUGUAUAUUAUUUAGCCCCAAGAAAUUUGCGAGGGUUUGGAGUUUGCCAUAAGAACUACCGGUACGGAAGGAAGCACUGGCGUGGGUUGGGCGACGCUCUCGGACAAGAAGGGUGAGACGUCAGUUGUCGUUGAGGGCAUUCGGUUGCUCUACCUCUUCGACGGAUAUUAGCAUUCCCUUGAGAACGUGAACUUGGGGAUACAUCUAUGUCUCCAUCAUUUUGGUUA